Aedes aegypti (yellow fever mosquito) is the source of this 4530-nucleotide messenger RNA. RefSeq names its product Golgi apparatus protein 1 (gene Glg1). NCBI's taxonomy places the organism in Eukaryota, Metazoa, Arthropoda, Insecta, Diptera, Culicidae. The record is from RefSeq and is a predicted model, not a curated record. Gene Ontology annotation, cellular component: Golgi membrane. Bases 374 to 3694 code for a protein of 1106 amino acids. The transcript is spliced from 6 exons. Gene Ontology annotation, molecular function: fibroblast growth factor binding.
UGAAGAAUAUGAGAUUGCAAUAAGCUUUUCGAAAUAUGCAUGGUUCGAACUUGCAUGCAAGAAGCGGAAAGCAUCUGCUCUACUGAGAGCCCCCAUCUCUUGCUACGCCCAGUUUGCUCGUGCGGUCCGAUUGCUCGCGCAUUUAACUUGGCUUACAAUUUCCUGUUCUGGGAGAAAUUGGCCUAGAUUUACCGCUAUCUCGUUCUGGAAAUCUGUUUGAAAACCCGUUGCUCGUAAUGUUUCGCGUGUGAUUUACCGGCUGCCGGUCGAAUUUCGGGCGUUUUAUCGCGAAACAGUGCGGAAAAGUCGCGAGUUUUACGGCGUAGGAAAGUGUGAGAAAAGAACAAGCAGAAGCAACAGUAAGGGCGAAAACAUGGAAGAUGCGUUGCUUGGGAUUAUUCUGAUUGCGGCGAUCUUCCUGACGGCGAGUGCCCAAGAUGUCGUCAAUUCCGGUGGUCCACAGAUGGUGAAGCUGCUGGAGGAGCCGGGUUGUCCCCGUUUGAGGGAACUCUGUCCGAACGCUGCCAAAGGGAUGGAGGAUUUGAAGGCGCUGGAAUGUGUGCAGAAUCUGUCCCAGGAACAGGUGGACUCCCUGUCGGAUGAUUGCCAGCAUCUAAUCUGGAGCCACACGCUGACCUUGAUGGACGAUAAGAACAUCCAGCGAUUGGUACAGAGAGGUUGUCCCAAACAUUACGACAAGUUCCCUUGCACCGCUCAGCACGAUCCGGGUCAGUAUCUGGCAUGCGUGAUUGACCAUCGCGAUCUCGUCAAAGGCAACGGCUGCCGGGAGUUCAUUCAACGGUUGGAAUAUGUGGCCUUUUCCGACUACCGUUUAAUUGGUCCGUUCCUGAAGGAUUGCACCAGAGAUAUCGAGACUUUGAGUUGUGGAAGAAUAAGCAACGAUAAUCGCAAAGUCUCGCAAGGAGAGACCAUAUCUUGCCUGCAGAAUCAGCUGGACCGAUUGAAUGGCGACUGUAAGAAAGGCAUCCUACACGUGUCGGAAAUUCAAUCCGAUGAUGUGAAGUUGGAUCGACAGCUGUUCCUAUCAUGUGCCGUUGAUGCGAUCCGUUUCUGCCCGUCGAUUCCCCCGGGGUCGCAAAUGGUUCUGCGGUGUCUGAUGAAGAACCGGAACGACGUAACGAUGACCGAACAUUGUCAGAAGCAGCUGAUGAGGAGAGAGAAACUAAUUGCCCACGAUUACAAGGUCAGCAAGGGACUGACCAGGGCGUGCAAGGAGGACAUCAAGCUGCAUCAUUGUCGGAGGGGCGUUUCCGACGACAAGGAUGUCCGAUUGGCGCAAAUUCUGCUCUGUUUGGAAGCGAUCCAGAAGAACAAUACCAAGUUGAGUCAGGAUUGCGUUGCGGAGAUUAACGAUCACCGAAGGAUGCUGAUGGAAGACUACAAACUUUCGCCGGAGAUUUUGACCGGCUGUGCGGACGAUAUUGAUAAGUUCUGCAGCAAUCUGGAUGCGGGGGGUAAAACUAUCCAUUGUCUGAUGGAACACGCCCGGCCGAAGAAGAAGAAGGAACGUCGCGUUACGGAAGUAUGCCAGAGGGCACUGGAAACAUUGGUCAAAGUGGCUGACGUUGGGGAAGAUUGGCGUGUGGAUCCGGUUCUGAGGAAAGCCUGUAAGCCGGUGGUUGAUGUGGCCUGCUCCGAUACGGAAGGCGGCGAUGCGCGGGUCAUGUCCUGCCUGAUGGAGAAAAUUGGCACGAACUUUAUGAAUCAGGAGUGUGAGACGGCGCUGCUGGAGAUUCAGUACUUUGUAGCCAGGGAUUUCAAGCUGGAUCCGCAGCUUUACAGGAACUGCAAAGACGACGCCAUCCGGUUCUGCAAGGCGAAGAAAACCUGGGCCGACUUGGAAACGGGUCAAAUGGACCCGGAACGGGGACCGUUGAUCCUUCCUUGCCUGCACCGGUACGCCUAUCACCCAGAAAAAGAGAUGCAACUCAAGCCGGAGUGCUUCCACGAGGUCAAACGCGUUAUGCGUCAGCGAGCUCGUUCGGUGGAUCUGAUCCCCGAGGUGGAAGACGAAUGUAUUGACGAUCUGGCUUACUUCUGUUUCGAUAAGACUGGCAAAGGCGAAGAAAUGCUCUGCUUGCAAGAGAACCUUGAAAAGCUACAGCAAAAGUGCAAAGACGCGGUCAGCAGUUUCACCGAGGAGGAAGCCGCACAUAUCGAGCUGAACCCGGUGAUAAUGACCGUUUGUGGCGACGCCAUGCAUCGCCACUGCUCGGAAAUUUUGAAAACCGGCAAGGACGAAGGCGACAUGAUGGAGUGUCUCAUCUCGUACAAAAACGAUGCGGACAUGCGAAACGACGUCAAGUGCCGUGCUGCGAUUGAGCACUUCCAGAUCAUCACGCUGAAGAACUACCACUUCACGUACAAAUUCAAGGAAGCCUGCCGGCCGUACGUGGCCCGGUUCUGUCCGCAGAGCAACACCAAAUACGACGUGGUGGCCUGCCUGAGCGAAGUGAUGCGCAACGACACCAUCAAGGGGGCGAAGCACUCGAUUCCGAAGGAGUGCCGACAGCAGGUGCGGGCCCAGCUCUACCAGCAACGUGAGAACAUCGACUUCGAUCCGAAACUGAAGGCCGCCUGCCGGGAGGAGAUCAACUCGUUCUGUUUCAACAUUCCGCACGGAUCCGGUCAGGUGAAUAGGAACAAUGUCCUGGAGUGCCUCCAAACGCACCACGGCAAGCUAGGAGAACAGUGCCAGCACAUGUUGUUCGCCAUCAAGAAAUCCGAACUGACGGACAGUUCCACCGAUUACAUCCUGCUGAGUACGUGCAAGGACAUGAUCCACCAGUACUGCCGCGACACGGAACCGACGGCCGUGCUGGGUUGUCUGAAGAUCCAUAAGGACGAAAAUCUAUUCGAUGGGCGGUGCCACCUGGUGGUGGUCAACCGGAUGAUCGAACAGAACAUGGACUACCGGUUCAAUCCGAUGCUGCAGAAUUCUUGCGCCCGGGACAUUGCCGAUCACUGUACGGACAUCGUGGCCAGUGCGAAGGCUAACGAGGAAUUGAACGGAAAGGUGAUCGGUUGCCUGAAGGUCAAGUUCAGGGAGGGCAAGCUGCACGCGGACUGCGAGAAGCAAAUGACAGAAGUUCUGCACGAGCAAGCACUGAAUUACAAGCUGAACCCGUUGCUUCAGAGUGUGUGCAAGGACGAGAUUCAAGUCCUGUGUAGCUCGGCAGGUGAGGAUGGGACGGCUGAAGAGGAUCAUGGAAUGGUGGAGGAAUGCCUAAAACAGGCGUUCCUUCAGAAGCGGAUCAUCAACCAGGCUUGCAAGGUGGAAGUGGCGGAGUUGAUCCAAGAGGGUAAGGCCGACAUCUAUGCGGAUCCGAUGUUGCAGCGGGCUUGUGCCGUGGAUCUGCUUAAGUAUUGCUCCAACGUGCAAAGUGGCAAUGGACGAUUGCUCAAAUGCUUGGAGGUGAUCUUGCAGGACGAAUCGAAAGCUCUAGAUGACGAGUGCAAAACUACGUUGACCAAGCGAAUGGAAAUGUUCCGCAAUGCGGCUGUGGUGAUACCCCAGGCGGAGAACCUCAGCCAGCUGUACACCCAGGUGGUGGAUUCGCCCUCGAAGCACUACUUCCUGAUGGUGCUGUUCGGGUGCGUCAGCAUCGUCUUCUUUUCCGGGCUGCUGUGCGGUCGCGUGUCCCGCCGGACGAUCGCCCUCAAGAACAAAUAGUCACGGUGGUGCCGAUCGUUUCGGCUUCGGAACGCCGCCAAACCUUUGCUGGUCGCUUAUUUGUAGGUUCUUAAAAAACGAUGAAUGUUUUUCGUUUUUGUUCGGCGGCUAAGAAGCGAGAGGAUAGCAGAAUGCGAUUGAUGCCAAUAAUGAAUUCAAAACGGACAAGCUGUGUAAGGUCUAGUAAGUAUGGAAAGUGAGGACCGUGAGCCAACCCAUGUCUGCCGGUUGAAUUUUUGUGUCUGUGUUAAUAGGACUUCGUAUGAUUAUAUUUUUAAAACAGUGAAAAUUUGAGCCGUAAUCUGACUUCCGGUACGGAUUUAGAACUGUAAGAUCAUUUAAAGCAAAAUUACAAAUCGUAUGACGAGUUACAAGAAUUCUGUAACUCGGUAUACGAUUUGUAACUCUGCUGAAGAUGCCCUAACUGCUGCAAUCUUGGUUGCCCUCUGUGGUUUGAUAUGCCUCUAUGAUAUCAUUUUGUAAAAUAUUAGUUAGAUGUGUUUCGUUUUUCGAAAGCCGAUUGGAUGACGUAUGUGAGAUUGUGUUUUCACAUGUUUAGUCGUAGUUAUGAAAUUCUAUGUCCCUUUCUUCCCUCCUACAAUAAUAAUCGAUGCGAAUCCCAUGUUUUACCGAGAUAGCGAAAUGAAAAGCAAAACUUUGUGCAACUAUGAGAAAUCAGAGAGCAACUAAUAAGCGAAGACAUUUUUAUAAGUAGUUUUAACUAUACAUAAAAUAGUGAGAAUCAAUACUAAGACAGAGAGUGAAAUGAAGAUUGGAGAAUGUGUAGAUUUUAAUAAAAUUGGUCGACCUUAGAGAGUGUUGUCCAGUGAUCAUUA